AUGGGAAGCGUUAGAGAGAGUAGAACACGAGAUUGCAGGAACCUUGGUCAAAGUCGGGACAUUCCAGAGGGGACUCCUUCAGCCAACGCUCACGUCAAGACCUGCCCGGGAAGGAACGGCUUCCUCAUGCCAGCCAAGAAGGUCAGGGAUUGUGUGGCGCUAGGGGACAAUGACUUUGCCUGUGGUGAGCACCGUUCCUCCCCGGGAUACGCGGUACUCCCGCAGCCCCAGUCCCCCGGGGCUCCUGGUGCCCACGGAACCCAAAUCCAAGCGGCGCCGUUCCGGACCCCGGACCAGAGAGACAAAUGGGGCAAGAAAAUGGACUUCCUGCUGUCAGUCAUUGGGUUUGCGGUGGAUCUGGGCAAUGUCUGGCGCUUCCCUUACAUCUGUUAUCAAAACGGUGGUGGUGCUUUUCUUAUCCCCUACACAUUAAUGGCAAUGUUUGGGGGAAUUCCUCUGUUCUACAUGGAGUUGGCCUUGGGACAAUACCAGAGGACUGGCGUCAUUCCAGUUUGGAAGAGGAUAUGUCCAAUAUUUAAAGGGAUUGGAUAUGCAAUCUGUGUCAUAUCAUUGUAUGUUGCUUUUUACUACAAUACCAUCAUAUCCUGGGCUCUCUACUACUUCUACUGUUCAUUCACGGCCACUUUGCCCUGGACAAACUGUGACAAUCCUUGGAAUACACCCAACUGCACCAACUACUUUGGCAAGAAUAAUGUCACUUGGAAUAACUUCUCCAGAUCUCCAGCUGAAGAGUUUUUCAUACGGAAUGUUCUGGAGAUUCAUAAAUCCAAGGGGCUGCAUUGUGUGGGUGUGAUCCGCUGGCAACUUCUCUUAUGUCUCUUUGUCAUAUUUACCAUUGUUUACUUCAGCCUCUGGAAGGGAGUGAAAACAUCUGGCAAGAUAGUCUGGGUAACUGCCACUCUGCCAUAUCUGGUGCUUUUCAUCCUUUUGAUAAGAGGAGCCACAUUACCUGGUGCAUGGCGAGGCGUGGUCUUUUACCUCAAACCAAACUUUAAGAAGUUGUUGGACACAGAUGUGUGGGUGGAUGCAGCUACACAGAUUUUCUUCUCUAUGGGUCCUGGAUUUGGAGUGAUUAUGGCUUUAGCAAGUUACAACCAAUUCAAUAAUAACUGUUACCGAGAUGCAAUUGUUACCAGUUUAGUGAACUGCCUGACGAGCUUCCUGUCAGGCUUUGUAAUUUUCACAGUACUGGGAUACAUGGCUGAGAUGCGCAACGUUGAUGUGGAAGAAGUGGCAAAAGACAAAGGUUCCGGCCUCCUGUUUAUAACGUAUCCAGAGGCCAUCGCUAACAUGGAUGGCUCCCCCUUCUGGGCAAUCCUUUUUUUUCUCAUGGUGAUAACUCUAGGCCUGGAUAGUACAUAUGGCGGUCUGGAGUCGAUCAUUACAGCUGUGAUAGAUGAAUAUCCUCAUCUGUUUGCUAAAAGAAGGGAACUAUUCGUGUUGGGAUUGGUUGUUGUGUGUUUUAUGGGCUCUCUCAGCACUCUUACAAAUGGAGGGGCAUAUGUUGUCAAACUGAUGGAAGACUUUGGAUCAGGUUCCUGUCUUAUCGCUGUGGUAUUAUUAGAAUCCAUUGCAGUGUCUUGGUUUUAUGGUGUCCAACGAUUCUGCAGUGAUAUCCAGACAAUGUUGGGUCUCUCACCAGGACUGUUUUGGAGGGUUUGUUGGGUGGGGAUCAGUCCUGCCUUCUUAGCUUUUAUUACAGUGAGCUCACUUGUGUAUCAGCCCCCGCUCAGUCUAUUUGGUUACGAUUAUCCAGACUGGACUAUAACAGUUGGAUACCUGAUUGGAGCUUCAUCUUUCAUAUGGAUUCCAAUAUACAUGAUGUACAAAUUGGUAUGGACGCCUGGAUCGCUUAAACAGCGCCUGGCAGUCUGCAUUCGGCCAGAGAAGACAAUCAGAGACCAGAAGCCUGAUUCACUCUGCAUGAAUACUAUCCCUUAAUUCCUUGUACAUAUUGCA
Molecule: messenger RNA, 1980 nt
Organism: Hemiscyllium ocellatum (epaulette shark)
Lineage: Eukaryota; Metazoa; Chordata; Chondrichthyes; Orectolobiformes; Hemiscylliidae
Gene: slc6a4b
Product: solute carrier family 6 member 4b
Exons: 13
Coding region: 1-1962 (653 amino acids)
Biological process (GO): serotonin uptake; sodium ion transmembrane transport
Cellular component (GO): membrane; neuron projection
Molecular function (GO): serotonin binding; serotonin:sodium:chloride symporter activity
Source: RefSeq, a predicted model, not a curated record